UUGUAGCGAUCGUAUCGAUUAUCCUCUUAGUGUGUUAAUAAAUUUUUUAUGCCAUUUUUGCGUUUGUAGCUCGACUGAUUAGGCUAUGCCAAUAUGUGUUACGUGUUGCGCGAUUUAAAAAAAAAAAAGUAAAAAAAAAAAAUUUAGGGGAAAAAAGUCUCUUAUUUUUAUUUUUAUUUAUUCAUUUAUUUUUAGAGAAUUCAUGCUUCGCUCAUUUUUUUAACAAAUAAACUCUGCUGAAAAUAUGAAGCAAUUAGACUUCUAAUUUGGAACCUUAGGUAUCAAUCAUUAAGUCUUUAGCCAACUGUGCUCGAUACGGUCGGUGUAAAUUAAAAAUUUUUAUGUGGUUGGUUGCGACGGCAAGUGCACUUUUUUACUCUUGUAAUCACUAAUCAUUGGCUAGCUUUCUAUGCAGUCUGGCUGGAUGUCGCGUAGAAAACCUUUUAGAUGUAUAGAUUGCAGACUCUCCACUGUCCACCCAUACACUUCAUUUAAAAAAUCUCGUUUAUGUCCAUCAUCUUGGUUUCUCAAUCUAUUUGAACUUCCGCAAUAAACAAAAUCGCGGGGAAUGUCGAGUAGUAGCAGGUCCCAUUGGUGCUUCCAGUGCCGCCAGAGAGUCCGCCCUCGAGGUCGCUACAUGGUCUGCCCCAACUGCGACAAUGGCUUCGUGCUCGAGCUUGAUGAUGUGGACUCCCUAAUGAUGACCCACUUCAUCGAUCCUGACUUCCACAGGGACCCUCGCUUUGGCGUAGUGGAGGCCCUAUCCGCCAUGAUGAGGCCAGGGAUGGUGGGAAGGAAUCGGGAAGUCGAUAUCCGAGGCCGGCCGAGUAUCUUCUCCGACAUAGAGAUGGAGUUUGGACCAGGCCCAUGGUUGCUCUUCCGUGGCCAAAUCCCUGCCCACAUAUCGGAUGCCAAUGGCUUCGAUUUCUUCUUCAAUGGCCGCAACGGUGUUGGGCUGCAGCGGGCCAACGUAUCAGAAUUGAUCGACCAGUUGAGUCAGCAUGACAAUCGUGGCCCGCCGCCUGCUUCACAGUCAUCUAUCACCGCGAUGCCGACUAUUAAGAUCAACCAGAGACAUCUGAAUGGGGAUUCACACUGUCCUGUAUGUAAGGAAAAGUUUGAGUUGGGUUCGGAGGCAAGAGAGAUGCCCUGCCUGCAUUUGUAUCAUUCAGAUUGCAUAGUUCCAUGGUUGGAGCAGCAUAACUCGUGCCCAGUAUGCCGCUUUGUGUUGCCGCCGCAGGGAUCGGCAGUUGGUUGUUCGAGGUCGAGAUCGAGUCGUCAGAGUUCGGGCAGCGAUGGGAGAAGCAAUGAGCGGCAGAGGAGAAGGAAUCCGUUCUCGUUUCUUUGGCCUUUUCGUUCAUCAAGUUCUAGCUCUAAUUCUCAUUAGGCUGGUAUCUGUGUUUGUUAUGCUGCUUCCAGUGAAUAUAAGAACUUUAUGGGUUACUUUCAUAUGGCCUGUUGAUUGCUAGAAGUUACAUAUUCAUAUAUUUUGAGUUUAGUUGCUUAUCUGUUAAGUUUCCAUUUCAGCCACAUUUUUACUAGUUAAGCUGGGUGGCAAGGAAGUUUGCGCACGUCUUGGUAGUAGCUAAAACAAUCGAAAGCUGCUUGUUUAUAUGCUUUUUCCUAUCAAUGUCAAUUAUGAACAGACAGAGGUAUCAAAAAAUGUAUUCAAGGUUAUAUCCUUUUAUAUUAUUAGACUUUGUGACGUUUAUUAUAAUUA
Molecule: messenger RNA, 1720 nt
Organism: Ananas comosus (pineapple)
Lineage: Eukaryota; Viridiplantae; Streptophyta; Magnoliopsida; Poales; Bromeliaceae
Product: probable E3 ubiquitin-protein ligase RHC1A
Exons: 2
Coding region: 569-1387 (272 amino acids)
Biological process (GO): protein ubiquitination
Cellular component (GO): cytoplasm
Molecular function (GO): ubiquitin protein ligase activity
Source: RefSeq, a predicted model, not a curated record